AUGAGCGACGCAGACCACCAUGACUUUGACGACAGUGAAAGAUCUUCUUCGGCCUCCUCACAACUGGCUCGAAGCACAUCGUCUACCUCUCGCACGAGUUCCUCUACACGUUCGGUGUCGCCCGCACCUUCUGUCUGGUCCAUGACGAGCUCAUUGCAUGCAGAAGCAUAUGUCCAUCAAUUUGGACGCGACCUGAAUAAUAUCUCGGAAAUAUACGGCCUCCCCGCCGAUGCAGAAGAGUUAGAGCGUCUAGACCGCCAGCACGAGAUAUUUAAAGAGGUCAUGGGAAAGUAUAUUCCGCCGCUGCCGCAAGUUAUGGCGGACGAUAUGCCAGGAGAGACGAGAGCUGUGUUGGACUUGGGUUGCGGUAGUGGCGCUUGGAUAAUGGAAGCAGCACUUGACUUCCCUCAUAGUAACGCCGUUGCCAUUGACCUUGUGCCUAUGCAAUCACCUUACAUGCCUCCUAACUGCAGGAGCGAAGUCGAUGACAUCAAUCUUGGGUUGGAACAUUUCUACGGGGACUUUAAUGUUGUCCACUGUCGGCUCAUAUCUUCUGGUAUCCGAGAUUAUCAACAUAUGAUCGACCAAAUAAGCCAUGUCCUACGGCCGGGAGGAUUGAUUGAUCUUACGGAAUGGGAUUUUCAUUGCUACGACGAAGAUUUCCACCGCAUCGAGGUGGAUGUAACCACGAUUGAGAAACCAUGGUGGCCACGAUGGUUGGCAUACCUCGAGAUGGCUGCACGACGCAGAGGUGGAAACGUUAACGCUGCGACUCAUAUCCGUGAUUGGGUUUCGCAUCAUCCGCGGUUUGAAGAUGUGAUAUACAAUGAGUAUUUCAUUCCCGCGACGCCGUGGGUGACAGACAGCGCGUUGGACCUGCGUAUCGGAGUGGCGAUGAGGGAAGAUAUAGAGGUAUUCCUAAAGUCGGGGCGGCCGUUGUUAUUGGGCAGUGGCGUGCCGGAACAGCUUGUGAAUGAGCUUCAAGCGAAUGCACACAAGGAGGUGAUGGAAGAUGAUACACGCUAUUACAUACGCGUGCAAAGCGUCUACGCUCGUAAACGUCAUCGGUCGCUGGCCUAUGGUUGAACGGAGACUAGUGCUGCCUCCAUGCCAUAGCUACAACAUAUGACACAAGCAACAGUAGGAUGCACAUGAGAAUGCUGUUGUGGUGUGUGGUGUGCGGCUUGUUCGCUUGUAUCUGCUUGUUGUUGAGCCGCGCGGUAAUGUGGUAUGAGGUGAUUCCGGAGCUACAUGGACGGAUGUCAUUCUGGAAGAUAACUUGCUGAGGUGUGGUACUGUAGCUGUUCAAGCGAUAGUGGAGUACUAGAGGGAAUGCAUCGGUGGGAAUGUCCUCGUAUUCGGUGCGGCGUCGGGUUUGAACCCCGAGAUAACAGCUCAGCUCAAG
Messenger RNA from Desarmillaria tabescens, 1405 nucleotides. Its product is annotated as S-adenosyl-L-methionine-dependent methyltransferase. The transcript is spliced from 8 exons. NCBI's taxonomy places the organism in Eukaryota, Fungi, Basidiomycota, Agaricomycetes, Agaricales, Physalacriaceae. The record is from RefSeq and is a predicted model, not a curated record. The coding region runs from base 1 to 1086 and encodes 361 amino acids.